UCCCGCGCUGCAGAGGGAGGGGGCGGCCCGGCCCGGCCCAACUCUGCCCCCGGCCGGCCCGACCCCGGCCCCGGCCCCCGGACAAGCCCUUAUCUGAUCCCAGCUCCGGGUUUAAGAGUCUUGGUCCUGCCCGUCGCGCAGCUCCGCUCGUCACUCCUGCCCGCCCCGUCUGUUCGUCCCGCUGCCCGGCGGUCCAUCCGUGCAGCCACUCCACCUGCGAGCCAAGAUGACAUCAGUGGCUAAGGUCUAUUACAGUCAGACGACUCAGACAGAAAGCCGGCCCCUAGUGGCCCCGGGAAUACGUCGGAGGAGGGUCCUGACCAAAGAUGGCCGUAGCAACGUCAGAAUGGAGCAUAUCGCUGACAAGCGUUUCCUCUACCUCAAGGACCUAUGGACCACCUUCAUUGACAUGCAAUGGCGCUACAAGCUCCUGCUCUUUUCUGCAACCUUUGCAGGCACCUGGUUCCUCUUUGGUGUAGUGUGGUAUCUGGUAGCUGUGGCCCACGGGGACCUGUUGGAGCUGGGACCCCCUGCCAACCACACCCCUUGCGUAGUGCAGGUGCACACACUCACUGGAGCCUUCCUCUUCUCCCUCGAAUCCCAGACCACCAUUGGCUAUGGCUUCCGUUAUAUCAGCGAAGAGUGUCCUCUGGCCAUCGUGCUUCUGAUUGCCCAGCUGGUGCUCACCACCAUCCUUGAGAUCUUCAUCACAGGUACCUUCCUGGCAAAGAUUGCCCGGCCCAAGAAGAGGGCUGAGACUAUCCGUUUCAGCCAGCAUGCAGUGGUAGCCUCCCACGACGGGAAGCCUUGCCUUAUGAUCCGAGUUGCCAAUAUGCGGAAGAGUCUCCUCAUCGGAUGCCAGGUGACGGGCAAACUGCUUCAGACCCACCAGACAAAGGAGGGUGAGAAUAUCCGGCUCAACCAGGUCAACGUUACUUUCCAAGUAGACACAGCCUCUGAUAGCCCCUUUCUCAUUCUGCCCUUGACCUUCUACCACGUGGUGGAUGAGACAAGUCCCUUGAAAGAUCUCCCCCUCCGCAGUGGGGAGGGGGACUUUGAGCUGGUGCUGAUCCUCAGUGGGACAGUGGAGUCCACCAGCGCCACCUGUCAAGUUCGCACUUCCUACCUGCCGGAGGAGAUCCUCUGGGGCUACGAAUUCACACCGGCGAUCUCACUUUCAGCCAGUGGCAAAUACAUCGCGGACUUCAGCCUUUUCGACCAGGUUGUGAAAGUGGCUCCCCCUGGUGGUCUCCGCGAUAGCGCUGUGCGCUAUGGAGACCCCGAAAAGCUCAAGUUGGAGGAAUCAUUAAGAGAACAAGCCGAAAAGGAAGGCAGUGCCCUUAGUGUGCGCAUCAGCAAUGUCUGACUUCCUAUUCUCUCCUCCUCAGCCCUUUGGCCUUUUCCUCUUUCAGUGCCCUGGGAAAAGGAGACUAUCUGGGUUCGCUGGAGAACCCCAGAAGCACCCGUCCUCUACUUCCCCUUCCUUAACCCGGCGGUCAGCCAGUAGUCUAGACCGCCCGGAGUCCUGCGCUUCCUUCUCUCUGGCCUUACACCUUCCUUUACUGCUAUGCCAAUGCACACGACUCUUAAGCCAGGAUGGGGGACCGAGCGGGAAGGUUAGGCUGAGUGGCGUGGAAAGCCUCAGCCAUGCUUGGAGGUUCACGAUAGGAGGGCCAUAUGAUCGGAUGGAUAGACUCCCCCAGCCCCCUACUACUAGAAAGUGUGAUGACGUCAGACUGGAUCUCCCCAUCUCUGUUUGCAUCUUAUAAGUCUCCUAAGGCAAAACUCUCUCAGAGAGUUAUUCUAUGGACUAUGCUCUCAGAAACAAAGGAAUCCGAAGAAAUCAGUUUUCCCUGGGCUUGCUACCAAAUCCCGAAGAAAGAAGCCAGGGUUUGUCAUGGUGUAUUUAAUUUCAGCUGGUAACUCCUGACAUAACCUAGACUUUUGGUCACCACCGUAUUUUCCCAUUCCAGUUCUCAAGUGGAUCUUCCGAGGAUCCCCAGUUCUCUCUCAGCCUCUGUUCCCAUAGAAUCUGGGCUGAUCUGAGAAACGUGAAUAGCCAACACCUCUCCUGCACCCAUCCUGGCUUCUGAAAAAUUCAAUUUUGGAACUAUCGUCUGAAACUCUGGCCCUGUCCUGGGAAGAUUUCUUUUACUGUGCCCUGUGAAUAGGAAGACCUUAGCCAAUGAGCGCUCUCUCUCUCUCUCUCUCUCUCUCUCUCUCUCUCUCUCUCUCUCUCUCUCUCUCUCUCAAAUUUUUGAGACAGGGCCUCACUACAUAGCUCUGGCUGUCCUUGAACUCACCCUGUAGACCCAGAUGGUCUUGAACUCACAGAGAUCCACCUGCCUCUGCCCCCAAGCACUGGGAUUAAAGGUGUGAGCCACUAUGCCCUGCCACCAAUGCUCUCUAAGUCCAGUGUUCAGGCCCCAUGGAAAUAUCUAAAACCCCUCCAGAUUACACUGUACCCGGCUCCUCUUCUUCCUUUCCUACCCACCCUAGACCCCUCAUCCCUUAACCGAAGCUUUUGAAGAAAGAGAGGGAAACACAGCCAUUUCCCUUUCUUAACAUUGGCCAAUUAAAACUAGUCCCAAGGCACAGAUUGCCAGGAAAGGUGAACCAGCCUCUCAGAUUUCCAGAUUUGCUGUACAGAGCCUUUGGGAAUUUGUGAUGCUUUGUCAGGGUUUGGACUGAAGCAGAAUUCGGGCUGAGAGCCACUAUUUUGUUACACCUCCCGGUGCCCUUCUGGAAAGCUGCCUGCUGUUUUCUGAGGCGAUGAUGAGGGGGAGGAGCUUACACUCUGAUCUCAGCCGUGCUGACACAAAAUAAUGGAAGUAAGUUAGCAUCAUCUCCCCUCUCUUCUGCCUACAGGCUGGUCUCAGGCAAGUUAAAAAGACAACUUAUGAUCAGACCCAAGCCAUUCCUAGUUCUCUGCUGAGGACCGUGGCGGGGUCAGGGAAGGGCAUGAUAAGCACCAGGCCCUGUUCUAAAAGCCCCAAGCAGUGAGUUCUGGCUCCAGUUAGGUACAGGUAACCCCAGAAGAUGCUAUAGCAGGGAUUCCAGCAGGGAUGACACAUGGUUAAUUUAAGGAGGAGUUGACAAAUGACGACAAGAAGCACAUUUAGGCAGAAUGUAUACACGUCUCUUUGGGCAAGGCCUUGCAGAGAACUCAGAAGCCCUGAGGCUGAACCCAUGUCAGCUGUGCAGUCUGCUCACUUUGGUCUUUCCUUGAACUCGGUUAACUGUAGCUUGAAAAUGAAGAGCCUUCAGCCUCUUCUUCCUGCAAAACCCACCAUUAUCCUUAAACUCGCAUCAAGAAGAGAACCAGAAGAACCUGGCAAAGAGCCAGCUGCUUUCUCAUACACUCAACGCUGCACUUCCCAGUGGCGUUCGGUGUGCAAGGACCAAGUGCACUGCUGUGUGUAUCUUCUUAUCCACUGGCGAUGUUUCCUCUGUCCGGCUUCUCCUGCGCGUUGCUGCUUCCCUCUCUUCCCAGUCUCUUGCCCAAGGCCCACCUCUCCUCCGACGCUUGGCUAACAAUGUGAGAAGAGAACAUUUUCUGUUUUAACCCCUUUGGGAUUUCCUCUACAAUCCCAGGAUUUCCUCUAAGGUGCACUUCAAAAGUGCAUCCUGUUAAUUCCGAAUGGCGCCCUUCUCCCACAAGCCCAACAUUCUGCAUGGAACAACUCCCACUCCCAAUCCCCUGACUUGAAUCCUUUUUCAGGAUGUAGGACAAGCUUUAUAGCAGCCAGUGGGUUCCCUGUCUGUACCAGCUAUAGACUUAGAGUAUCAGGACAGCAGCAGGUGAGGAUUUUAAGUGGGGUGGGCAAGAUAACCAAUGGGGAAGGGUAUCUAGAGUGUGAAAAUGAGAAAGAUGAGGCUAAGGGACCCAGUGAAAUGAAACCCAGAGUCUUACUUAUGACUGACACAGACAAGGUGGGUGGAAACGUGGGAAAUUGGGAUAUGAUAUAUAUGUUUAUCUAUGGAGGAAAACAGAGAUAAUAUAUAGAAAGAUAUGUAUAUAGAUGUACAUAUACCCAUAUAUAUAUGGAAUGUACAGAAAGGAAGUGCUCAGAUUUUAGCAAAGGGACAAAUAUCUUACCUUGGUUUUAUGGAAUAGGAUACCUGGAUUUUCUGUGUUAUGGUCAGCAGAGCGGUGAGAGUAGCUGAUGGUUUUAAGUUUGAUUUAUGGAAAAGGGAGGGAUAGACCCUGUUGUCCCUUUCAUAAAUAGAGGUGCACCCAUCAAGGUUUGAUGAACCUGUGCUGAUAGGACAAGAGAGAAGCUAGGAGGUAAUGGGGCAAGGAAAUGCCCUACCCAUGAAGAUCUAGGAACAUCUAUCACUCAUACUAUGUUCUACCUAUUCCUGGCAACAACCUGCUGCAGAACAACUUCUAAAACAAGCAAGCAAGCAAACAAACAAAACAUCCUGCCAUUUUCUUCUCCUGAAGUACACUCUGCAUUUCCCAUUCUUCCACCAGGGUAGGAGCUCUAGCGCUAGGCCCCAUAACUAAAAACCGAGAAGCAGAAAAUUUGGUAUUUGGGAGGGAGGCUUUAAGUGGAAACCUUACUGUUAGAAUACAAAUGCCAGGACUGAUAAGCUGUUGAGCUCAAGAUACUCCCUAGACAGAGGUCUGAGCCUAUGUACAAGAAUCAUAAAGAGGGUGCUGCAUAUAUCAUAGUUCCUGCCCUGGUGGGGAGGCAGAUGGGCUGCUUUGACUUGGAGGCUCUUCUAUGAAGAAUGCAGUUUUCAUCUUCCCUGGAGGAUGGUACAAUUCUAUGGGAGGAUUCUGAAACCCCUACUUCCUGCUGCUCCCUACUGUCCCCUCCCACUUCCCGAAACCCACUUCAGCUAGUGAAACUAUGCACCGGUUUCCCUGACAUCAGCAGAGAAAGAAAAGCAGUCAUAAUACAGCUACUGGCCAGGAACAUUGAUUGCACCUUCUCCACAACUGCUGCCACGAACCUUUACCUGUUAGCUUGCUUAGUUUCUUUGCAAAAUAACACAUUACCUAUGCUGUACAGUUAACUGGGCUUCCAGGCCCAUUAUUGGCCAACACUACUGAAGCAGAAGUAUCUAGGAAUGAUUUUUUUCUACACUCUGCAUUAAAGACUAAACCAGGUCCCAUGUAUUUAGAAAAAAGAUGUGUGAGAUAUUUUUGGUUUAUUUUUGCCUGUUCAGAAGAGACUACUAAAUAAACUGGAUGAAUCUCUUGUU
Molecule: messenger RNA, 5214 nt
Organism: Microtus ochrogaster (prairie vole)
Lineage: Eukaryota; Metazoa; Chordata; Mammalia; Rodentia; Cricetidae
Gene: Kcnj10
Product: potassium inwardly rectifying channel subfamily J member 10
Biological process (GO): regulation of monoatomic ion transmembrane transport; potassium ion import across plasma membrane
Cellular component (GO): plasma membrane
Molecular function (GO): inward rectifier potassium channel activity
Source: RefSeq, a predicted model, not a curated record